AUGGAGUAGCAAGAAGGAUUCUUCCAAGAAUUGAAACAAAUCUACGAUAUUAAAAUACCCAUUCCAGCCAUUUAAUAAAAUCAAAUCCAAAAGUUUUUAUUUUAUUUUGAUCUAACAAACACUCAAAGAUACUCUAAUGAAAUGUCAAAGUUAGCGAUUAAUAAUAGUAAAGAAAGAUAAUGGAAAGGUGGAUAAAUAUUCUAGUUUUAAUUUAAUAAUUAAAAAAGAGAAUAAUAAUCUAUUUUCUGCUAUUACUUUAAUAAUUUACUAUAAGAUGAUGAACAACAAAUUAACAUAAACAAUUUAUUGAGAUUUAGAAUAUUUUUUUAGGAAUUUAUUAAAACUUAAAAUAAUAUUUAGAUAAAAUUUGUGUUUCACUUUCUAAGAAAGAAUUAAAAUGAUAAGCAAUUUGAAGAUCUGAUAAUAAAUUGUAUUUAUUAAAUUCUUGAUGGAUCUUUCGAAAAGUUAUCAGAUAUCAUAUGUGUGUAUAAUAUAAAGAAUUUAGAAAAUAUGAACUAUUGUAAAAUUUCAUCUAAAAAAAUACAUUUUAAUAAAAAUUAUUAAUAGUAGAAAUUUGACAUUUAAUUUAUUAUUUUAUUGGAUGAAUUUUUGAAUUACUUUUAAAAUAAAUAGGGUGUUCCUAAUUGGAUAGGAUUUAUAUGCUAACAGUAUGUAUAAUCUUAGGUUGAUGUAGUAUUAAAAGAAUUUGAGAAAGAACUUUUACAACUUUAUAAAGACAUAUUGCUAAUGAUUGAAUUCCCAGUCAAUCUGAAUAAUGAAAUAAAAUCUAAUUAAAAUGUUUCACAAUAUUUAGAUAAAUUGAAAACUCUUAUUUCUGAUAUAUGCAUAAUAUUAAAUGAAUAGAACUUUUACGAUAUGGCAUUAUAAUUUAAAAAGGUCAUACAUAUUAAUAGAGAGAAAAUGAUAUAAUAUCUAAACACAAUUGUUUAAGAAAAUAGCUAAUUUGAAAUUUAUUUGAAAAUAUAUUCAAAAGAUAAAUCACCUAAUUAAGUAUUCAAUUAGUUGCUUCAAUUUCAAUUUUAAUUAAAUGAAUCUGAUAUUGAAAUUUUCGAAAAAUUAAAAAUUAUUUAUUACAAUGAAGAUGUUUUAAAAAAAACUUUGUUCUAGAUUAAGUUGGACAUAAAUUAAUAGUUUAAGUAAUUUGAUUUAUAUCUUCCAUAAAGCUUAGCAUAUGUUAAGAGAAUAAUUCCUCAACAAUAAAAUAUCAAUUUAGAUAAACCUCAUGUUUUUGUAUUUGGUAUGACAAGAGUUGGGAAAAGUACAUUUCUGAAUAUAGUUAAUGAUCCAGAGAAUAUUAUUAUUACUUAGGAUAAGAAGUUUGAUGUAAAAGUAAAGAAUAAUAAAAUUCUGUUGUCUCAUUCAAAUGUUAGUUAAACAUUUUAGACAGAAAAUUUGGAGAUUGGUAAUUAUAUUUUUGUUGAUACUCCUGGAUUACAUGAUACUUAUGAUAUUAAUAGAGGUAUUAAUCAUUUCAAUAUCUUUAAAUCAAUAACUAGAGUAAGUUAACAAAUUAUAUUGUUGAUGAUUGAUGGAGAACAGCUUUAAACAACUAAAAAUGAUUUAAUCGAUUCAAUAACUAUAAUUAAUAAUAUGCUAGGAAAAUAAAAAGACGAACAUCUUGAAAAUUUUAUCAUUCCUGUAUUCACUAAAAUUAGAAAUGCUUCUACUAUGGAAUAAAUAAUUAACAAAUGGUCAACUGAGACAAUGAAAGAUAUUACUGAUCAGAAAUAAUUAAACAUUUUGAAUAUCAUUAAAAAAGCACUAGAUCAAGAAAAUUAUAUCAAAAUUUAUUAGGCAGAUCACUAUGAAAUCCAUGAAGAAGUGCAAUAACUGCAAUCAGAAAUUAAAAAGUUAUAAGAUUAAUAUUUUGAUAAUGAGAGUCUGGAAGACCGCUAGGCACUAGAAGCAUAAAUCUAACUAAAAAAAUAGAAGUUAAAAGAUCUGAGUUAGGAGAAUUUAUUCUAAAAAAAAAUACAAAAUAUUAGGGAAGAUGUUUUAGAGAAAUGUAAAAAUUUGUUAAAAAGGAAGGAAAAAAUAUUGUAAGAAAAUUAAGAUAUUGAUAAAUCUUUGAAGUUUGAAUUCUAGUUAACUCCUGAAUUGAAGUAUCAUAUAGAUAAGUUAUUACCUCAUCGAAAGAAUUUUUAUCAACAACUCUUAAAUCUUAUAACACAUCAUUUUAUUGCUAAGAUGCUUUUUGAUAAUUCAAUGAGUAUAAAUGAUAAAGAUAGCGAAAUAUUUCAAACACUUGUGAAAAAAAUGAACAUACUUUCAGAUAUACCAAAACAACUAAUAAUUCAGAAUAUAUAAGAUUAGAUUAAUGAACUUAAUCAAUUUAAUAAUAUCAUAAUAAAAUUUCAUGAUGAAAAAUAGGAUCCUUAAACAGUUGAUUUUUACUAUUUUAAAUCUCAAUUAAUAGUCCUUCUUAAACUUUUUACAAAAGUUACGUUUAUUUAUCAUGAUUUACAAGAAUUUUUACAAUAUAGAUGGAAGAGUUUAGAUAGUAUUAAAAAAAUUGGAUUGUUAAUACCAAACAUUUGCGUAUCAGUGUUUAGUGUUCCUAUUAUGCUAAUAUCGGCAAUGAAUUAACUCUUUAUUAAAAGCAUUUUUGUUACAUAAAAAGAAAUAGAAAAAUAAGAGAAAAUUAAAUUGUUAAAGGUUCAGCAAAACUAUGUAGCCUUAUUAGAGAAAACCAGUAAGUGA
Messenger RNA from Paramecium octaurelia, 2721 nucleotides. The record is from the annotation of a GenBank genome assembly. Lineage: Eukaryota; Ciliophora; Oligohymenophorea; Peniculida; Parameciidae.